Molecule: messenger RNA, 1201 nt
Organism: Engraulis encrasicolus (European anchovy)
Lineage: Eukaryota; Metazoa; Chordata; Actinopteri; Clupeiformes; Engraulidae
Product: putative methyltransferase DDB_G0268948
Exons: 6
Coding region: 95-919 (274 amino acids)
Molecular function (GO): S-adenosylmethionine-dependent methyltransferase activity
Source: RefSeq, a predicted model, not a curated record
GUUUCCAAUCACAUCAGGAGCGUGACCAGCCCGUUAUCUCGCAGUGACUUUAUUUUCUCCUUUUGGUGUUUUCUAGUUUGGAAUUGUUGUGAGUAUGAGCGUGCGGCUGUUUGAAGGGAAGGCCCAUGCGCAGUCCUACUGGAAGUAUCGGAUCUCCCCAUCGCAGGAGAUCAUCGAUAUGAUCAUAAACUUUCUGCACAAACACAGGAGUUCCCCCCAGGAGUUGGAGCUGGCUGUGGAUGUGGGCUGUGGUUCUGGUCAGGGUACAGUUCUACUGGCUCCACAUUUCACCAGAGUGGUGGGAACUGACGUCAGCCCAGCACAACUGGAGAUGGCCACGCAGCACGCUACAGCACACAACAUCACCUACAGGGAAUCCCCAGCUGAACAGCUCCCUCUAGAGGACGCCUCAGUAGACCUGGUGACCGCCAUGUCAGCGUUCCACUGGUUUGACCACGCCCACUUCCUGCAGGAGGCCGACCGCGUCCUGAAGCCCCGCGGCUGCCUGGCGCUCCUCAACUACACCCUGGACAUGGAGCUCAGCUACCCGGACGCAGACGCAGACACACUCAAUGCCAUCUGCAAGGAGCUGCUUGCUGCCCUGACACCGUACUGGAGCCCGCGCCAGGGCACAGGCUCAGUGGACUUCUACAAGGAGGCCUAUAACACAAUAGCAUACCCUACCAAGGAAUGGCAUGAGAGCAUGUGGUUGAAGAAGACCGUUCCUCUCUCCAGUUUCAUCGGGAUGAUCGAGUCCUUCUCCCCCUACCAGGCCAUGCUGCAACAGCACCCGGAGAAGGCCAAACACCUCUCCCACGACAUCACACACAGGUUGAUGAAGACGAUGGGGGUGUCAUCUCCAGACACAGAAGUUCUCAUGUCCGUCAGAUACUACUGCAUGCUGGCCUGCAAGCCAUAGAGGAAACAGAAGAACACAUAGAGGGUACAUUCCAAUAUGCACACUCCCGUCCUCCACUUGUGCUUGUGGCCUCGCCCUGCCUCCUGGCCCAGCCUCCUUGGAGAAAACAAAGUUUCCCAGGUGUCAGCCUAGCCAGAGCAAUUUUGGGGGACUAUUUUUCAUUCACCAUCCCAAUUGCAAAUGAGAAAAUGACAUUAGAAUUGUAAUUGUAAUUGCAAGAUAUUGAAUUAAUUUUGUGUCGUCAGUGACAUCAUCAUGAGGUCACAAGCAGGCAAGUGAGGA